Messenger RNA from Dibothriocephalus latus, 267 nucleotides. NCBI's taxonomy places the organism in Eukaryota, Metazoa, Platyhelminthes, Cestoda, Diphyllobothriidea, Diphyllobothriidae. The record is from the annotation of a GenBank genome assembly.
CCCGUGGAGGUAGCGCUGGGCGGACUACGUCCGGAAGGCUCGCGCGCACACGGGCCGACCGAAUCGGCGCUUAUUUUGGCCGACUUUAAUCCCGGCUACCUCAGUCCGGACAUUGUGGAUGUACAUCUCUCCGUGCCAAGUUCGCAGCUCGUCUUCUACGGAGCUUUGCUCCGCCAGUUCAUUCAUGUCAAGGCAAGCUUCUUUUUCCCCCAUCUAGUCACUAACCUUGAAGGUCUGGCAUACACCGCUUUAUCGAUUAUCCGAUAA